This is a messenger RNA of Plutella xylostella (diamondback moth), 1434 nucleotides long. Its product is annotated as succinyl-CoA:glutarate CoA-transferase. Gene Ontology annotation, cellular component: mitochondrion. Gene Ontology annotation, molecular function: succinate-hydroxymethylglutarate CoA-transferase activity. NCBI's taxonomy places the organism in Eukaryota, Metazoa, Arthropoda, Insecta, Lepidoptera, Plutellidae. The record is from RefSeq and is a predicted model, not a curated record.
AUUAUCUCCACUGUGCUCCGCACGCACUGAUAACACUUUAAGAUCAUAAAUAACCAGCCACUUGUACAAAAUGGUCGUGUUUAGGUCGAUAAUUUUUCGCGUUUUAAAGUCGGAAUGUUUGAGAAGGUGUUCAUAUUCCACGGCGCCUAAUCCUGGGCUGCUUAGUGACAUCAACGUUCUAGACUUCACUAGGGUAAUAGCUGGGCCAUUCUGCACGAUGACCCUGGGUGACCUGGGAGCAAAUGUGAUCAAAGUGGAGAGUCUGGAUGGAGAUGAAGCCAGGAAGUGGGGCCCGCCCUUCAUCAAGGAAUCCACAGAUGCUUAUUACUUCCUGUCUGUGAACAGAAACAAGAAGAGUGUGUGCAUUGAUCUCAAGAGUCAAGAAGGUAAAAAAGUGUUCCAUGACUUGGCGAAAAAGUGUGAUGUGAUGGUGGAGAACUUUGUGCCAGGGAAACUGGAUGAGCUUGAGGUCGGCUACGAGACACUGAGCCGGCUCAACCCGCAGCUCAUAUACUGUGCCAUCACAGGGUUCGGACCCACUGGACCAUAUGCCAAGAAACCUGGAUAUGAUGUAAUUGCUGCUGCCAUGGGGGGCUUGAUCAACCUCACCGGGCACCCUGAAGGUGAGCCCGUGAAGGGAGCGGUCCCACUGACAGAUAUCUGCACCGGCCUCCACGCAUACGGAGCUAUACUGACUGCCCUGUACCAUAGACAAAAGACUGGAAAGGGACAGAGGAUUGACUGCAACCUUCUUUCUACACAGAUUAAUGUUUUAAUCAAUCUGGCAACCACAUACCUGAACUGUGGGAUUGAGGGCCAGCGCUGGGGCACGGCUCAUGCCAGCAUUGUCCCAUACCAAGCCUUCAAGACCAAAGAUGGAUACUUAGUUUUGGGGACCGGAUCUAAUGCACAAUUCAAAGAUCUGUGCAAGUUAAUUAAUAGAGAAGAUCUAGUUGAUGAUGCCAGAUUCAAAACCAACUCUGACAGAGUGGCAAAUCGCGUGGAGCUAAUCAAAAUUAUUAGUGACAUUAUUGUGACAAAAACUAAGAAAGAAUGGUCAGACAUAUUCCACAAAGCGUCUUUCCCGAAUGGUCCAGUGAAUACAUUGAGGGAAGUGUUUGAGGACGAGCAUGUGAAGGAGAUAGGGCUGGUGAAGGAGCUGGCGCACCCGCUGGCGGGGGUGGUGCGGGUGGCGGGGCCGCCCACGACCUACAGCGAGGGGGGGAACGAGGUGCGCACCGCCCCCCCACUGCUCGGCCAACACACCAGAGAAAUACUCUCAGAGUUCCUCGGAUAUGGCAGCAAGAGAAUAGACGAUCUGUACAGCAACAAAGUGGUGCGAUGAUGUAACAAAUGUAAUGUUUUUUCCAAGAUAAUGGACAUUUACGACGGCUGAUAUCUUGACAAGUGUUGUAAAUAAAUAUUUCGUUGUUA